AUGGCGUCCUCUACACCCUCAAAGAAGCAGCAGAAGGGCAAAGUGUCAAGCUACAUGAGGACCCGUAGAGACACCGCUGCGAGCCAAGGUAAAGAUCCCCUUGCUUCAGCCCCGACUGGCGCCUCUGCGGCAGGAAACGCCAUCUCUGUGGAUGGUGAAAAUCCGGGGACAGCUCCUCCAGGGCCCGACCCCCCCGGUAGCUCUGGCCCAGACACAGAAUUGGGACAUGCUAGGCCCGACGCGGGCAGCCAGCCCUCGAGAGGCGACAGCAGGGCCCCUGGGCAGAGAGAACACAGUAGAAAGAGGAAGCAGUCCAUCCGGUGCCCAACUGCAGGAAUACCGGGGCAGCUUCAGCUUCCGGAAGCUCCAGAGCCCCGUGCGCCUCAGCCUCCAUCUUCUCCGAUGUCUCGGCCAAACUGCCGCCUCCAGUCUGAACUUUCAGUGAGGGGCCAAGAAGCCCCAGGACCUGCCCUCAGGAGAACUGCCACCAAGUCAGGUCUUGUGGCUCCUCCUGCUCUUAAGGCCCUCGGCCUAGCUGUUAAGCCUGACUGUAGUCCUUACAGAAGGGCACCUCAGUCCAGCUCUCAUGGCAGCGGCCACGUCUCCCCUGCUGGCGACAAUCUCUGUCAGAAGGACACUCGGAGGGGUCCUGAUGAUGUCCUUUGCCAUAGUGAAACUGAGUCGAGCUCUGAUCCCAAGGCCAGUGUUGUCGGAAGCAGGGUUCUCCGCUCACGAGUUGUAGCAUCUGUUCCUCAUAGGAGAGCCUUGGAGGCCAGCCCUACUGUUCGUCCCGGUGCCACAGGUCGAAAUUUGCACUCUCAAGCCGCUCAGCAGGAUCCCGUUCUUCACAGCAGUAGGCUGAGGUCCAGGCCUGAUAGGGGCAGCAGCCCUGCCACCGGACGCAAAGCCAGUAGUUCAUCCAGGCCUGCCUCUAGCCAUCGAAGCCAUGAAGCAGUGACAAAGCCAGACUGUGAGAGAUCCUUUAGAACAAUCUCAAGAUCUCCUCCAAGGCGGCCAGUCCGUAUGCGGGCCUCUUCCCCUUCCCCUCCUAGUAGGCGUUACUCCUUUCCUGUCCUGUAUAACGAAGGUCCCAGCUCUUCAUCCUCCAGUGGGGAGUUCAAUGGUUCAAGUCCGCAUUCUUACUUCACUAGGUCACCUGGCGAGGGCUCCUAUCCUCUGUUUGAUGCCUUAUGCUCUGGUUCUGGUCCUAGUCCAAAUGCCGUUUGGCAUGCCUUGAUACCUGACCUAGAUAAUCUGUUCUCUUCCACUUCAGGAGAGUCAGAGGGAGAAGUAGAGGAAGUCCCUCACUCUACUAAAUAG
This is a messenger RNA of Psammomys obesus (fat sand rat), 1320 nucleotides long. It is a transcript of the gene Ezhip, whose product is annotated as EZH inhibitory protein. Bases 1 to 1320 code for a protein of 439 amino acids. NCBI's taxonomy places the organism in Eukaryota, Metazoa, Chordata, Mammalia, Rodentia, Muridae. The record is from RefSeq and is a predicted model, not a curated record. Gene Ontology annotation, cellular component: nucleus. The transcript has 2 exons.